Molecule: messenger RNA, 1524 nt
Organism: Charadrius vociferus (killdeer)
Lineage: Eukaryota; Metazoa; Chordata; Aves; Charadriiformes; Charadriidae
Gene: CHGA
Product: chromogranin A (parathyroid secretory protein 1)
Exons: 8
Coding region: 127-1524 (465 amino acids)
Biological process (GO): defense response to bacterium; negative regulation of catecholamine secretion; negative regulation of insulin secretion
Cellular component (GO): chromaffin granule
Source: RefSeq, a predicted model, not a curated record
UUCAGCCAGGGCACUGGCGUAGACGCGCACGGUGCUGGUCUGCCGCCGGCAUCUCGCCUGGAGCCCCCACUCCAGGGACAGACUCACCCUCUGCCCCUGUCUCCCUCCCUCCAUUCCAUCAGCACCAUGAGCCACCCAGGACUGCUCGCCGUCCUGCUCCUGGCCGUGCCGGCCAUCUCCCUUCCCGUGACAAACGACAUGAAUAAAGGCGACACUAAGGUGAUGAAGUGCAUCGUAGAGGUCAUCUCUGAUACUUUAUCGAAGCCAAACCCUCUGCCGAUCAGCGAGGAAUGCCUAGAAACACUCAGAGGAGAUGAACGUAUCAUUUCUAUCCUUCGCCACCAAAAUUUAUUGAAGGAACUUCAGGAAAUUGCAGCUCAAGGUGCCAAUGAGAGAACUCAGCAGCAGAAGAAAAACAGUGGCUUCGAAGAUGAACUUUCCGAAGUCCUUGAAAGUCAGAACGACAAGAACAAGCAGAGAGAUGCGGCAGGGGAGCGCCCUGAAGAGGAGCAGCCCACAGGGUCCCUGGCUGAGCAGAAAAGCCAGCAAAAUGAGGAUUCAAGAGAGGAAGGAAAAAACAGCCUGGAGGAGAGGGAGCCCAGGCCACGGGAUGCUGACCCUGGAGAGAAAGAGGAUCAGGAGGAAGGGGAGAGCAACGAGAUCGGGGGCGCAGAGGAUGCCCAGCGAGAUGAAGCUUUGGACAACCACAUCAGCAAAGACUUCGGUGAGGACGAGCGGCAGCAGCGAGGGGAUGAAGAGGAGCAGCCUAGAGGCUCCAGGGACAGCCUGGAGCUUGAGGAUGAGGGAGAGCAGCCAUCCAGGCAGGGCCAGGAGCAGAGCAAGGAGGCAGCAGGGGAGCGUGUGGAGCGGGAGGACGACGGAGGAGACGAUGCUGCAGAGGAGGACCCUACAGAAGAAGAGAGGUCACUUGAUUUGGCUGAGGAGGACGAGGAGGCUGAGGAGAUGCAGGGAGAUGACAAUAACGACGAUGCUCUGGGAUUUGGCAAAGACGGGCAGAGCUCUGAGGAGGAGGAAGAAGAGCAGCCCCGGGCUCUGAGAGGAGGAAGGCAUCACCUGGAGGACGAGGGGAUGCAGGGGGAGAAGGACACCUUCCAGACCAGGGAUGCCAAAAGUGAUGAGAUAGAGGAGGAGUCCUCCAGGGAGUGGGAAGACUCCAAGAGGUGGAACAAAAUGGAUGAGCUGGCCAAGCAGCUGACGUCGAAGAAGCGCAUGGAGGAAAAUGAUAGUGAGGAAGACCCAGACAGGUCCAUGAAAAUGGUGUUCAGGUCCCACAAGUAUGACUUCAGCAGUCCAGAGGAAGAUGUGAGAAGGUCGUGGAAGCACCACUCGAAGGAGGACAGCAGUGAAGGAGGCUUCCCGCUUGCUCCCAUGCCUGAAGAAAAGAAGGAUGAGGAAGGCAGCGCUAACAGGAGAACGGAGGACCAGGAGCUGGAGAGCCUGGCCGCCAUCGAGGCCGAGCUGGAGCGCGUGGCCCACAAGCUGCACGAGCUGAGGCGAGGCUGA